AUGGGCAAGGGAAAAACAAAAUCUUCAAACGACGAUAAAGCCGACAUAACAAAAAUACAAUCAAUCUCACCUGAUUCUAUAACAGCUUUUCUUAAAGACCGUCAUCAAAAAGAUGUCAUUUAUUCCCGUAUAAAUCAAUCGGUUCUAGUUGCCAUCAACCCAUAUAAAGAACUUCCCAUCUUUAGUGAUGCUACUGUACAAGAAUAUGUUUCAGAUUAUAAAGACACCUCUAGUCAAAGAACUAAGUUACCUCCGCAUGCUUUUCAACUUGCUUCGCAGGCAUAUUUACAUAUGCGAAGAACUGGUCAAGACCAAUCCAUCAUCUUGAGGCAAUCUGGUAGCGGAAAAUCUUCUACUCGAAAACUUUUAGUCAAACAACUUGUCGCGCUGAGUGCAAAUCAGAAGAAAACAUCACGUGUUCAAACUCAAGUUCCUGCUUCAGAGUUUAUUCUUGAAUCAUUCGGGAAUGCGAGAACCUUACAAAAUAAUAAUGCUUCUCGUUUUGGAAAAUAUACCGAACUUCAGUUUAAUGAACGAGGCAGAUUAAUCGGUGCAAAAACUCUUGACUAUUUAUUGGAUAAAAAUCGUGUAGUCAAUGUACCAUCUAAUGAAAGAAAUUUUCACGUGUUUUACUAUUUUCUUGCCGGCGCCUCUCAUGAUGAAAAAUCACAUCUCCAUCUCACUGAAGCUUCUCAAUAUCGCUAUCUUAAUAUUAAUAAACCGAUAAAAGGAUCAAAUAGUGAAGAUUCGAACAAUUUCACUGAGCUAAAACAAGCCUUAAAAUCUCUAGGUUUUCAUACUAAACAUGUUGCGCAAAUGUUUAAACUUCUAGCAGCUAUAUUACAUCUUGGCAAUCUUCAAUUUGCACAAGAUCAAAACAAGCAUCAAGAUGCAGCUUUUGUCAAGAAUGUUGAUUUACUCGAUUUAGUUGCUGAUUUCUUGGGUGUAGAGGCACGUGCACUCGAAACUGUUCUCACUUAUAAAACAAAAUUAAUCAAAAAAGAAAUGUGUUCGAUAUUUUUGGAUCCUGAAAAUGCUGGAAUUCAACGGGAUGGCUUAGUGAAAGCACUCUAUUCUUUAAUGUUCAGCUGGGUAGUCGAGUAUAUCAAUACUAAACUUUGUCACGAUGAUUUUGCCAGUUUUGUUGGCAUUGUUGAUCUUCUUGGCUUCCAAAAUUUAUCCACCAAUUCACUUGAUCAAUUUUGCGUUAAUUUCGCUAACGAAAAAAUACACAAUUUUGUUUUACAUCAAAUUUUCGAAGCAAAAGAUAGUGAAUAUAGCGACGAAGGAAUCACCGGAAUCCCCCAAGUGCCAUUCUUUGAUAAUACUGAAUGUCUUCAAAUGUUGACGAAACCUUCUACGGGCAUGAUUGCUAUUAUGGAUGAUCAGGCCAAUAAAUCGAGUCGUAAAACAGAUCAAACAAUGUUGGACGCGUUCAAUAAAAAAUAUUCGGGUCAUAAUAAUUAUACACCAACCGGAAAAAGUUUAAAUGCAUUGCCUCAAUUCGGAAUCCAACAUUUUGCCGGACAAGUGACUUAUGAUUCUACCGGUUUUCUGGAGAAGAACAUUGAUAAUCUAAGCGGUGACUUCGUUACACUCUUCCGAGGUGGUGAUGAAGUUGCUCCUUCUUAUAAUAGCUUUAUCGCUGAUCUCUUUACCGAUCAGGCAGUGGCAACGGAAAUGCAUCCCCGAAAUGAUAAAACUAUUGUUGCAGCACAGCAGUCAGUUAAACCACAGCGACUACCUUCAAUGCGGAAAAAGAAAAAAGAAGCAUCAUCAUCAUCUGAUCAAGAGAAACCAAAAGUUGCAUGUGUUGCUACCCAAAUCCAAGCUGCACUGGAUGAACUUUGUGAUACACUUGAUGAAACAACUCCUUGGUAUAUUUUCUGCAUACGACCUAACGACGCACAACUUCCUAAUAAAUUCGAUCAAAAGGUCGUUAAAAACCAAGUGCGAUCAUAUGGACUAUCAGAAAUUGCAAAGAAAUUAGUAGUUGAGUACACGAUAGGAUUCACACAUCAAGAAUUCCUUGAACGUUAUGAGGCCAUUCUAGAAGCAUCAAAUGAACGUAAUCCUCGGGCAAAGGUAGAAACAGCAUGCGCUAAUUUUGGCCUGAGUUCUACAGAUGUGGCUAUCGGUCAUACCAAGAUUUAUUUAGACGAAAAUGCAUGGCGUAGUUUAGAAGAUAGUCUACGUAGUAUUGACAACGAAGAUAAACAAAAAAAGAAGGGACGAAAAAAACAAGAUAUCGGAAAUCAAAGCGAUGAUGGCAUUUCUCGUCAUUCAUAUCCUUCUAAUCAAGACUUAGUUGAAGCUCGUCUACGUUCUCCUCCACGUCAAUAUGAAACCCAAUCCAAUGUAUCUGGAGAUGAUCGCUCAUAUGUCUCGGAAGAUGAUUAUUAUCAAGAGGAAUACAGUCAAUACGACGAUGCAACUUCUGAUGUGUAUGCGCCAUCACAUAACAUGUUUCGAGAAAUGGAAAUGAAAAAAAUGUUACCGGAAGAAGAAAAACAGUUGGUUGAAGAAGAACUUGAUGAAAAGCAUAAGGUUACUGCAGCUCGUAAGAAAUGGGUAUUUCUCACUUGGUUUCUCACUUGGUAUGUUCCAUCACCCUUCUUAAAAUGGUGUGGUGGCAUGAAACGAAAAGACAUUCAGAUGGCAUGGCGCGAAAAAGUCGCUCUCUGUAUUAUCAUUUUGUUCAUUUCCUUGUUGGUUAUCUUCGUCAUUGCUAUUUUGGGAAGAUUAAUCUGUCCGCGAGUUAACAUUUACAGUGAUGCUGAAUUAUCAACACAUACUUUAAAGGGAGACCCAAAUAAUGUUUUGGUCUCUAUUCGUGGUGAAGUAUUUGAUUUAACGACAUUUGCACCUCGUCAUUAUCCACCAAAUCUUAUUGAUCAAAAAGCAAUUUUGGCAUAUGGUGGAACAGAUGCUACAACAUUAUUCCCUGUUCAAGUGAGUGCACUCUGUUCAGGCCCUACUCCUGAUCAAGGUCCCGUGGAUCCUGCUGUUACCUUUGAUUUUAACUUGAACAACACAAAAGAUCAAAAUGCACAAUAUCACGAUUUCCGAUUUUCCACAGCUGAUUAUCGCCCUGAUUGGUACUUUGAAAAAAUGAUGGAACUUCGAGCUAAUUAUCUUGUUGGUCAAAAAGGUUAUUCACCACAGUCUGUUAAAGAUUUGGCUGUUUCUCAAUUAAAAUCAGUCGCCAUUCUUAACGAUAAUGUGUAUGACCUAACAACCUACAUAAAAGGCGGUCGUGGAGCUCUUGGACAAGGUGGCGUUCCUGUUGAUCACGAUGUUGACACAGAUUUUAUGGAUAGUCUAAUAGUUGAUCUAUUCCAGCAAAACUCUGGUCAAGAUAUUACAAGACGAUUUAAUCAAUUACCUCUUACUAAAGACGGCCGUAAAUCUCAGUUAACAUGCUUGCGUAAUCUUUUCUAUAUCGGUAAAGUCGAUCAUCGUAAUUCACCUCAAUGUUUAUUCUCUCGUUAUAUUUUACUUGUCGCCUCAGCACUCUUGGUGGCUGUUAUCGCAUUUAAAUUCUUGGCUGCUUUACAACUCGGACCUAAACGGGAACCUGAAGAUCACGAUAAAUUUGUCGUUUGCCAAAUACCUUGUUAUACAGAAGGCGAAGAUUCGCUUAGGAAAACUUUAGAUUCUCUCGCUGUUUUACGCUAUGAUGACAAGCGUAAGCUACUGUUUAUUGUCUGUGAUGGUAUGAUUGUCGGUAGUGGAAAUGAUCAACCUACACCUCGUAUUGUAUUGGACAUUUUGGGCGUGGAUCCAAAUGUUGACCCUGAACCCUUAAGUUUCUUAUCUCUCGGAGAAGGCGCUAAACAGCAUAAUAUGGGCAAAGUCUAUUCGGGUCUUUAUGAAUGCAGUGGGCAUGUAGUUCCUUAUCUUGUUAUAGUAAAAGUUGGCAAACCAACAGAACGAUCUCGACCGGGUAAUAGAGGUAAACGUGAUUCUCAGAUGAUAUUAAUGAAAUUCCUGAACAAGGUUCAUUUCAAUUCUGAGAUGACUCCGCUUGAAUUGGAAAUGUAUCAUCAAAUCAAAAAUGUCAUUGGUGUCAAUCCUAGUUUCUAUGAAUACGUGUUGAUGGUGGAUGCUGAUACUGAAGUCUUACCAGAUUCAUUGAAUCGAUUAGUUUCGGCUUUUAUGCAUGAUACCAGAGUAAUGGGAUUAUGUGGUGAAACUCAACUUGCUAACGAAAAAGAUUCUUGGGUAACGAUGAUUCAAGUCUAUGAAUACUUCAUUUCUCAUCAUUUGGCAAAAGCUUUUGAAUCGUUGUUUGGUACUGUCACAUGUUUGCCUGGAUGUUUUUGCAUGUACCGUGUGCGUACACCUGAUACACAUAAACCUUUGCUGAUAGCCAACGAUUUGAUCAAUGAUUAUUCGGAAAAUAUUGUCGAUACUCUUCAUAAGAAGAAUUUACUACAUCUGGGUGAAGAUCGUUACUUAACAACUCUCAUGAUGAAACAUUUCCCUCGAAAUAAGAUGACAUUUGUUCCCGAUGCUCAAUGUAAAACUAGUGCUCCCGAUCAAUGGUCUGUUCUUCUUUCUCAACGUCGUCGAUGGAUCAACUCUACUGUUCAUAAUUUAAUGGAACUGAUGUUCUUGCCUCAACUCUGCGGUUUCUGCUGUUUCUCUAUGCGUUUUGUGGUUAUGCUUGAUCUAUUUGCUACUUUGGUUAUGCCUGCAACUGUCGCCUAUCUUGGAUAUCUUAUUUACACCAUUAUUGAGGAUCCUUCGACUAUCCCAGUCACAUCUUUAUUAUUAUUGGCUGCUGUGUAUGGUUUACAAGCAAUUAUCUUUAUUCUACGACGUAAAUGGGAGCAUGUUGGUUGGAUGAUUGUAUAUAUUUUCGCUAUCCCCGUCUUCUCCUUCUUCCUUCCUAUCUAUGCUUUCUGGCAUUUUGAUGAUUUCUCAUGGGGUAACACUCGUAUGGUAGUAGGUGAAAAGGGUAAAAAGAUUUUGAUAACUGAUGAAGGCAAAUUUGAUCCAAAGAGUAUUCCUAAAAAGAAGUGGUCAGAUUACGAACAAGAAUUAUGGGAAGUAGGAUCAACAGGUUCUCAUGAAUCUGCACAUUCUCGAGCAUCUGAUCAUUCAUAUCGUAGCCAUCGUUCUUCGAAGAAAGGCGGCUCUGUUGCCGGUUCUCGUGCUGGGUCAGCAUAUGGUGAUUAUUAUGAAGAAUCUAAACAAAGAGUUCGUGAUCUUGCAAGUAAUGAUCGAAUAUCCCGUGCAUACUCUCAUGAUGCAUAUGGUUCCAACACACCUGCAUCGCGUCCAAUGAGUGCAGUCGAUUCCUACUUUGCAGGUGCACCUGGCUCAGGGAUGGAUAACUUCCCUUCAGAUGAAGAAAUCCUACAAGAAAUUCGCAAUAUUUUAGCCAGCGCUAAUCUAAUGUCAAUCACUAAAAAACAAGUUCGAGAUGAUCUGUCACAGUAUUUUGGCAUUGAUAUGAGCCCAAAGAAAGAGUACAUUAAUAAUUGCAUCGAACUUGUUCUCCAAGGAAAACUAUGA
Molecule: messenger RNA, 5523 nt
Organism: Ambispora leptoticha
Lineage: Eukaryota; Fungi; Glomeromycota; Glomeromycetes; Archaeosporales; Ambisporaceae
Source: the annotation of a GenBank genome assembly